AUGAUACCAAAAUCAGUUCUUGAGGGUGCAAUGCUUACGGUUCGAGAGAGUAGUGCGGCGCAAAGGCAAUUCACAGAUGAACCACUCGAAGAUAUUCGAGACUACUAUGAGAACUUUCACUCGUCUUUGAAUUUCCCAAGUGAAGAUAGUCAAAUCAUCGAGCUUCCAGAUAUCUGUCCCAAGUUAUUUUGUCAUAUUGUUCAAUACAUGAAUACCACCUCAAUCGACACACCAACAUCUGAUAAUAAAAGGAGCGAAUGUCCAAAUCUUCCUACACUUACAUACAUUUGGUUUUUGGCUCACUACCUCUUGAUUCCGCGGGUCCAAGAUAUCGCCAUUCUUCGCAUAUUCGGUCUUCUGGACCAUGUGGAAUCUGAGCCUGUAUUUGAAGUUGACGAAAUGGUCACUGCGUUAAACAUCGCAUGUGGUACAGAUGGAAUUAUGGUUGCAGAUGACAACAAUGUGUAUAGUCUCUUGGGGAGUUACAUGAUUUGGCAUUCCGAUUAUCGUCAUUGGACUGACGAACAGAAAGAUAAAGUUCCGAGAAAGGUCUUGUAUUGGCUGAUACGUAUCAGCGAGUUACCGGAACUCUUUGUCGAUAGAUCUGGGCGCAGGAAGCCUGAGGUGUGA
Messenger RNA from Botrytis porri, 630 nucleotides. RefSeq lists its product as uncharacterized. NCBI's taxonomy places the organism in Eukaryota, Fungi, Ascomycota, Leotiomycetes, Helotiales, Sclerotiniaceae. The coding region runs from base 1 to 630 and encodes 209 amino acids. The transcript is spliced from 2 exons. The record is from RefSeq and is a predicted model, not a curated record.